AUGUUUCUGUUAUUCCAUAUUUCGAUGCUGAUGUGUUUUCUCGCAUCUUUUGCCAGUGCACAAAUUAUUGCCCUUCUUGCCCCAAAGAUCGAGAUAACGGCAGGAGACAAUGGAUAUUACAACGUUUCGGGAGCGCCCAGCGCAACCAAUGAAACAGGGUUUUUUCAGCUGAUCAGCGACUAUGAUAAUUUGUUUCGCUCCAAUGCUGCAGCGCAACAGGCUUGCAUCGUAUUUGGUUCUCUUGCGGCAGUGACAGGGUGCAUAGUGAUAACGCGGCUCCUUCCUGCCAUUGCAGGGAUAGAAACGAAGGCCCUGCAAAUGGCAUUCCGUAAAGUCAAGUUGUACAUACUCGCUUGCAGCUUAGGAAUGCUGGCAAUAGUCCUCAUCUUCGUCUCAUUUGGCAACGUGUCAUUCGGUGCAUCCGCCGACAGUUUCGCUGGCUACUAUGAAAGCUUAACAACGUCGGCGGCUUUCUUGUUGGGUGGAAUUCUUGGGAACUAUGAUGUUUAUGCAAUGGCCUCUUGCAAUCCUGUCCUUGCAGGAAUCUUCUUUGUGCCUCUUUUCCUUCUCUUCUCUGUGUUCGGGUUCACUUUCCUGACUGCAGUGGUGUUGAGAAAGUACGACUUUUGUGCCCAGUCCAUAGAACACAGCCUUAUCAAGUACAAUCUGGACGAAAAGGGCCUGUUUCGAACGCGGUACGAGUGGCUAAGGUAUGCACUCACAAAAAUGUGGACAGGAUUUUGGAAGGCACUGUGUGGAUGCCGGACGAAAGAAAGGCUCGAGAUGCUUGCUGCAGAAGAAUUUGAAGAUGAUAUGAGGGAAGCAAAGGAGCUCAAAGCACUGGAAAACAAAAAAAAAGGCCUGCACAGGCGUAAGAAAAUUGGAAGCAACUAUUACAUGCGUGACAGCAAGGAGGAUUCCCACUCGUUUUCCGAUGAAGACGACGAUACCCCUCCUCAAUAUCCCCCAUGGGUUUGGCAAGCAAUUGGCAUGGAAGAUCCGCUUUGCCUAUAUGCAGCACAGCCUGAAGUUGGAAGAGGGUUCUACGUUGACCCAGCAAGCAUGCAAUUUGACGCGACAGACUUCGCAAGCAAUGAGGAAAACUAUUUCACUCCUAAUCUUGCGGCAAAUACAAUACCGAAGGCUCCAGCUCCCACUGUUGCCAAGGUCUACCUUUUGGUGAGACACCAAAUGCAGAAAGACCAUCAAGACGCCUGGAAAAAGCUAUUUGUACUCGCCUUUGUUGCAAUCCUAAUUGGAACGGUUAGCUUGCAACUCUCGGUGGAUGCCGCAGCAGAAAUGAGAGAAAUGGCAGACCGAGCUGCCUCUAGUACGACAUUCCCACUAACCCCUCUCAUGUUUACGUGCGCGGAUCCCUCCCUAGGUGCGGCAUAUAGAGCAGUGUAUAACUAUCACAACAGCCCAGUGAUGCUUGUCAGUGACUUUUGCUACCUUCCAGGGCACUAA
Eimeria mitis is the source of this 1467-nucleotide messenger RNA. RefSeq lists its product as uncharacterized. The record is from RefSeq and is a predicted model, not a curated record. Bases 1 to 1467 code for a protein of 488 amino acids. The transcript has 6 exons. NCBI's taxonomy places the organism in Eukaryota, Apicomplexa, Conoidasida, Eucoccidiorida, Eimeriidae.